This is a messenger RNA of Monopterus albus (swamp eel), 3066 nucleotides long. RefSeq names its product TOX high mobility group box family member 4 b (gene tox4b). The record is from RefSeq and is a predicted model, not a curated record. Gene Ontology annotation, cellular component: nucleus. Gene Ontology annotation, molecular function: chromatin DNA binding. Gene Ontology annotation, biological process: regulation of transcription by RNA polymerase II. Lineage: Eukaryota; Metazoa; Chordata; Actinopteri; Synbranchiformes; Synbranchidae.
UCGAGUAGUUUGACUUUUUAUUGUUUACACCAUCCAUGAUUCGUGGCUCGGGAUCUAUUGAGCAGCCUGGCCCGGGCUAACACGAAGCGAAAGCGGGUGUUCGGUCUGUCUACCUUAGCUGUCAAACACCUUGAAAUUAUCACUGUCGUUUUGUAGACUUAUCGAACCACAGUUGAUUUGCUAAUUUAAUGUAACUGUAUCCGUUGACUGAAUGAGACGUUUGGGGACCGACAGACAACCGGGCACCAGACUGGUCGUGAAGCGAGCAGUACCGCAGCCUUGCGUCAAAAACCAGCUAACGCUAAACAGCGGUAGGACAGGUCAGCAAGAAAGACGGGCAGCAGCCACGUUACCUCGGUAGCUAGCCAGACAGCCGGCAGGAUAUUUUUGGCACGAUUGCUAGCAAACGCAUACUCAGGUUCGUGCCAACUAGUCCAACAUCUGUGCCAAAGCUGUCAACUCCACGGCGGUUUCAGUGGAAGUGUAGCUAAUCCUGACACGGUGUUUGGACUUUACACCAAAUAUCUGUGUGAACCCACGUUACCGCGACAUUUAAAGCAUAGGUAAAGCUAGGGGAUUUGUUUAACUGCGUAACAGCUUGUCAAACUGAACAGGGGCUUGACUGCUAACAUAUGAGGCCCGGUUAAAAAGAUGGACCUCAAUUUUUAUUCGGAUUUAACGGACGGUACCGGGCAGCACGAUGGUGACCCAGAGUUCUUGGAUCCGCAGUCUUUCAAUGGGUUUGACUCCGACAACAAGUUCCCUGGAGCCAGUGACAACUACCUGACAAUUUCGGGGUCCAGCCAUCCCUUCCUCUCCUCCUCAGAGACUUUUCACACUCCCAGCCUCGGCGAUGAGGAGUUUGAGAUACCUCCCAUCUCUUUGGAUCCAGACUCAGCCCUCACCGUGUCAGAUGUUGUGUCCCAUUUUGGGGAGCUGUCAGGCACAGGUCCCUCCGACAGUGUGGUGGUACCCAGGAACGCUGUGGUUGAAGGGGACGAUCCUUCGUUUGCCUCUACUUUUGUCAGCGCCCCCUCACAGGGCCUUGAGCACCUAAGCCUGGAAGUCAUGAGCCAGCCAGGAGGAAGCGCCUUGUUAGGGUCGUCACUAGGAAUGGAUCUUGGCCAUCCCAUUGGCUCUCAGUUCAGCAGCUCCUCCCCAGUGACUAUUGAUGCCCCGCUGGCUGACAUGAGCCAGGGCUUGCUGGGGUCGAACCAGCUGACCACUAUCGACCAGUCAGAUCUCAGUGCUCAGCUGGGACUUGGCCUUGGGGGCGGGAACAUCUUACAACGCCCUCAGUCGCCGGAACACCCUCUGUCGGCCACGGCAUCACCCACCAGCUCGCUGCAGGAUGAUGACAUGGAUGACUUCAGAAGGAGUGUCCUAGUUGAAUCUCCAGUCUCUCUGGCUGUCUCUCCCGGAGUCAUCUCCCUUGAUCCUUCUCUGUCUGAGUCCCCACUCUCUGCCCCGACCUCAAGCAUCUCUCCAGCUGUUGGACGGAAAGGAGGAGCAGGAGGAGGGAAGAAAGGGAAGAAGAAGAAAGACCCCAGCGAGCCUCAGAAACCUGUGUCGGCCUACGCUUUGUUCUUCAGGGAUACACAGGCAGCUAUUAAGGGACAAAAUCCUAACGCUACGUUCGGAGAGGUUUCUAAGAUAGUGGCCUCCAUGUGGGACAGUCUGGGGGAUGAGCAGAAACAGGUUUACAAGAGGAAAAACGAAGCAGCGAAGAAGGAUUACUUGAAAGCAAUGGCAGAGUACAGAGCCAAUCAGAUUUCUCAGGUCCCCAUUGAGGUAAUGGACACCUCCCCAUCUCCUCCAUCUGCAGCACCCACACCCACAGUCACAGCUACACCCGCUGCCACCCCAGCCACUCGCCCCACAAGGUCCCAGCAUUACAACCCUGAGGAGAACACCAUCACCAACAUAUGUACCUCCAACAUCAUUCUGGACCUGCCUCAGGUCACCACACGCUCCCGUACUGGUGCCAUCAAACCCCAAACUUCACCCUCUACCACUACCUCGAACCCCCCUACUGUCACUAAGAUCAUCAUCAAACAGACACCGCUGCCCUCUGGUGGUAUGGCGCACAGCACGCCCUCGCCACGGCAGCCACCACCGCUUCAGCAGAUGCAGAGCACUCCUCCUCCACCUCGACUGCAGCAAAUGGUACAUGCACAUACUCCUCCGCCAUUGCAAGCUAAACCCCGAGGCGGAGGUGCAGCUGCUACGACAGUUCCACCUCCCCUGCAGAUUAAAGUUGUCCCAGUAUCACGACAGUUGGAUUCCACCACACCAAUCAUUGUGACGUCAGCCAGUGAAACGGCUACAUCAGUUACCACCUCCUCUGCUGUGACGGUGGAGAUGGCAGAUUCUGCUGCUGUGGUGACAGGAGGAGGAGAGGACGUGGCAGAGGAAGGGAUGGAGGUUGAGGUGAAUAUUGCCCCUGGCCCAAGUGUGACUACCUCUGCCAGUCCAAACCUUUGUGUGCGUGCCGGCUGCAACAACCCCGCCGUGGAGAGCAAAGACUGGGACAAGGAGUAUUGUAGUAAUGAGUGUGUCGCCACACACUGCAGAGAUGUGUUCAUGGCCUGGUGUGCAAUCCGAGGGCAGAAUUCUACCACCGUCACAUAGGACAAGAGCAUUUCUAAUGGAGGAGUGCUGUACAAACAGGAAAGGACAGAGAUGACUCUAGAAAUGCAAAUGGACAGAGGAGUGAAUGAAUGAAUGAAUGAAUGAUAGCCAGUUCGGCUCAGGUAUCAGCACAUAAUGCUUUAUUGUAUCAAGUCAUACCAGAUUUCAGCCAGCUGCAGGAAAUUAUUUAAGUCUGUACAAUGUACUGUCUCCGAGGCUCAGUCAUCUGCACAAAUGGUGUUUCAACAGAAUAAAGCAGUUUCAGAUACAGCAGUGGGAGUGACGGCUCAUAACAAGGUGAAUGGAUGAGGAAAAAAAAUACUGAGGAAAACCCAAAGAAAAACAAGAGACUUGGGUGUGCUGCUCCAGGGUUUCCUGAUCAUGAUCAUUGUGAAUUUAAGUAAUGGACUUGAUAAAAAAGAAAAAGAAAAACAU